Ictalurus furcatus (blue catfish) is the source of this 3153-nucleotide messenger RNA. It is a transcript of the gene ctnnb1, whose product is annotated as catenin (cadherin-associated protein), beta 1. The coding region runs from base 218 to 2413 and encodes 731 amino acids. Gene Ontology annotation, biological process: positive regulation of transcription by RNA polymerase II; cell adhesion. Gene Ontology annotation, cellular component: catenin complex; adherens junction. The transcript is spliced from 16 exons. The record is from RefSeq and is a predicted model, not a curated record. Lineage: Eukaryota; Metazoa; Chordata; Actinopteri; Siluriformes; Ictaluridae. Gene Ontology annotation, molecular function: cadherin binding; protein phosphatase binding; transcription coactivator activity.
AUCUUACUUUGCUCGCUGCGGGAGAAGCGAGGAUAUUUUACCCCCUUUUCCGCGGAGGAGGUGGAGUGUAUUGCGGGUGGUUUACACACGGUUUUUUCCCCCCCUCUCUCACGGAUUGUAGUGUAAAUUAUUGACUGUAAACUGACGACUGAGGAAGGAAUAACCAUCUUUUGACGCAGAUUAGAAAGCUGUGCUGGCGGCAGGCUGAGCGAGGAACAUGGCGACCCAGUCUGAUCUGAUGGAGCUGGACAUGGCCAUGGAGCCAGACCGUAAAGCUGCAGUUAGUAACUGGCAGCAGCAGUCCUACCUGGACUCAGGUAUCCACUCUGGUGCAACCACCACUGCUCCCUCCCUCAGUGGUAAGGGCAAUCCAGAUGAUGAGGAUGUGGACAACCAGGUGCUGUACGAGUGGGAGCAAGGAUUCAACCAGAACUUCAGUCAAGACCAAGUGGCAGACAUUGAUGGCCAGUAUGCCAUGACCAGAGCCCAGAGAGUGAGGGCGGCCAUGUUUCCAGAAACACUCGAUGAGGGCAUGCAGAUUCCUUCCACACAGUUUGACAGUGCAACUCCUACCAAUGUGCAGCGCCUGGCUGAACCCUCACAGAUGCUCAAGCAUGCUGUGGUCAAUCUCAUCAACUAUCAGGAUGAUGCAGAACUGGCUACACGUGCCAUCCCAGAACUCACAAAGCUCCUAAACGAUGAGGAUCAGGUUGUGGUAAAUAAGGCAGCAGUCAUGGUGCAUCAGCUUUCCAAGAAAGAGGCUUCACGCCAUGCCAUCAUGCGCUCUCCUCAGAUGGUGUCGGCCAUCGUGAGGACCAUGCAGAACACCAGUGAUGUGGAGACAGCCCGAUGCACAGCCGGCACCCUUCACAAUCUCUCCCACCAUAGAGAGGGGCUGCUUGCUAUAUUCAAAUCAGGGGGCAUCCCAGCUCUUGUCAAAAUGCUAGGCUCUCCAGUGGACUCUGUACUAUUCUAUGCUAUCACAACUCUCCACAACCUGCUGCUGCACCAGGAGGGAGCCAAAAUGGCUGUGCGCCUGGCUGGAGGCUUACAGAAGAUGGUGGCAUUGUUGAACAAAACCAAUGUAAAAUUCCUUGCCAUCACAACAGACUGCCUUCAGAUCUUGGCUUAUGGCAAUCAAGAAAGCAAACUCAUCAUCCUGGCCAGCGGAGGCCCCCAGGCUUUGGUCAACAUCAUGAGGACAUAUACGUACGAGAAGUUGCUGUGGACCACUAGCCGUGUGCUAAAAGUGCUGUCUGUAUGUUCCAGUAACAAACCUGCUAUUGUUGAGGCCGGUGGUAUGCAGGCACUGGGUCUCCACCUUACAGAUCCCAGCCAGCGACUGGUUCAGAACUGUUUAUGGACUCUCAGGAACCUGUCCGAUGCUGCCACCAAACAGACCUCCUUAGCUGAAGUAGAUGUGAUGCAGGAGGGCAUGGAGGGCCUGUUGGGCACUCUGGUGCAGCUUUUAGGUUCUGAUGACAUCAAUGUGGUGACCUGUGCUGCUGGCAUACUGUCCAACCUUACCUGUAACAACUACAAGAACAAAAUGAUGGUGUGCCAGGUGGGUGGCAUCGAGGCACUUGUGCGUACAGUCCUGCGUGCUGGAGACCGGGAGGAUAUUACUGAGCCUGCUAUCUGUGCCCUUCGCCACCUCACCUCCAGACACCAGGAUGCUGAAAUGGCCCAGAAUGCAGUACGGCUACACUAUGGGCUGCCAGUGGUGGUUAAACUCCUCCACCCCCCUUCACAUUGGCCUCUUAUAAAGGCUACAGUUGGUCUGAUCCGUAAUCUGGCUCUGUGCCCUGCCAACCAUGCACCUCUUAGAGAACAAGGUGCCAUCCCUCGACUGGUCCAACUGCUUGUCCGAGCUCACCAAGAUACUCAGAGACGCACUUCCAUGGGAGGCACACAACAACAGUUUGUGGAGGGUGUUCGUAUGGAGGAGAUUGUAGAAGGCUGCACCGGAGCACUGCACAUUCUUGCAAGAGAUAUUCAUAACAGGAUUGUCAUCAGAGGACUCAACACCAUUCCACUCUUUGUCCAGCUGCUGUACUCCCCCAUUGAGAACAUCCAGCGUGUAGCUGCAGGUGUCUUGUGCGAGUUAGCCCAGGAUAAGGAGGCAGCUGAGGCCAUUGAGGCAGAGGGAGCGACUGCACCACUCACAGAGCUGCUUCACUCUCGAAAUGAAGGAGUUGCCACGUAUGCUGCAGCAGUGCUGUUCCGCAUGUCAGAGGAUAAACCCCAGGACUAUAAGAAGAGACUGUCUGUGGAGCUCACCAGCUCCCUGUUCAGGACUGAGCCCAUGACCUGGAACGAGACUGGAGACCUGGGUCUGGAUAUUGCACAAGGAGAGCCUCUUGGCUACAGACCGGAUGCUGUAUUGUCUGAUCUGAAUGAACCUGCAUUGUGAUUUGGCCUGAAGAGUUGCUGAGCGGUCUCAAGAGAGUGGGCUAGUUUCUCUGGAAGUGCCUGACACUAAUACAAGCUGAGUUUCCUAUGGGAACACGAGCAAGUAAAAAAUUUUUUGUUCUGGUCCUCACUGGUGGGAGUUUUAACUGCAAAGGAGUUUCAAUGGGCGGGUUACUCAAAGAAGGCCCAAGAAGUGAUGGGAUUUAAAUUUAAAAUGGGAUUUUAAACCUUAACUUUGCCUGUAAUUUUUAUUUCUUUUUACAUUUUUUUUUUUUUUUUAAGAUUCUGUAGUCUAAUGGUACUUAAUUAGCUUGCUUUCACACUUGUCUUUUAUUUUGCAGUAAUUUUGUAUUCUUUUCGAAUCUCUUGCAUAGUGUUAAAUUAUAGUGGUAAUCCUCCAUCAAUUAAGAUUUUAUCAAGUUUAUGGUGUAGAACACUAAUUGAACUGUAUUCUGAUCAAGUGUAACAUUGUGUAGCUUUUGUAUAAAACCAAGAAUGAAAGAAAUGGUCCAAAAUCCAGCUUUCUUGCUUUAACAAGAUCACUGGUUCCGGUGUCGCAAAAGGGUCUGCAAUCAAGGGGGGGCAGUUUUUUUUUUUUUUUUCUUUUCUUUUCUUUCUUUAAGUUCUCUUUUUGAUGGUAGCUUUAGAAGGUUUUGAAAUGAACCCCUUAUUAUUGUAGCCUGCUGUGUUUAUUGGAGACAUGGUUAUGACGUGGCUAAAUAAAAUAAUGGACAAACUUCA